UUUUUGUUGAAAUGUCAAACCUUAAAAACAAAAAACAGUCUAAUUUAAAUUGUUGGUAUAUUUAAUAAUUGUUAUAUUAUAAUUAUUAAUAACUUGUUAUUUAGUUGUAAUAAAUCAAUUGUUGAUGAUUUUAAGCAUAUUUUAGCUUAAAAAUGGAUGAUGAUCGUGAAGAAAUUUUACAAUUUACGGAUGAUGAAUCCUUAUCCGAAAUCGACGAUAUUGGGGGGGCGCUCGACAAAGAAAAUGAAAGAGAAAUAUUAAUGUCGCCCUCCUCGAAAAUUGAACAUUUAUCAAUGAAGUUAUCCCUGAUUUUUCAUACUACUGGGUUAUUAAUAGUUUUUCCAGCAUAUGUCGAUUCUAUACCAAACAAUGCAAAUGCUUAUUCAGUUCUUAUUUGGAAUACAUUUCUGAGUUUUUGUGCAAUAUUACUUAUAGCUAUUUUAUUGGGGUAUACUUGUGAUAAAUAUAAACAUGUUAUGCUUAGAAAAUUACCAUUACCCUUUGUAAAAAUGAUGGUUAUUACGAUUUCUUAUUUUCUUGGGGGGAUGAUGGUUACUUAUGCUUUGGAUCGAAAUAGGGUAAUUUGUCAUUUACAGGACCCAAUUAAAGGAAUAAUGUUACUAUUUUCAUUAAUUUAUUAUUUCUUUUUCUGCAAAAAAAUGAUGGGAAAGCAAAGAAUUUUUGCUACAGCCAUUAUAAUUGUGGGUCUUUUUAUCUCUGUUGAUUAUGGUUUGUGUGAUGAAUUUAGAUGUCGUGGUGCAGAACGUAGACAUUUAACAACUUGGAGUAAGAAAACACUUUCAAUUUGGGCAUGUGUUUAUGUUGGAGGUUUUGCCAUUUUGGCAGGAUUUUUUACCAUUUUGGAAAGAUUUCUAAUCAAGGAUAAUGAAAGAGAUAAUCCAGUUGUCAACAUUCCUUCAACGUUUUUAAGCACAGUAUCUGAAUCUAUAUCAUUUCCAAUGCCUGCUCAAAAUUCAAAUUCAAAUAUUUUGCAGAAUGUUAAAAAAAUGUGCCCUUAUCAUUUAGUAUUGUGGUUACAUGGUUUUGGACUUAUAUAUUUGCUAAAUAUGUUCUGGGUUGACCUAUUACCUACAGUUGGAAAGUCCACCAAUAUUGCAGUAUUUGAAAAUCACACCCUAAAUGGUAUUUGGUGUCAUUUUCAAUUUGGCAAACACGCGCACUCCUGUAACAAUCUGGCAUAUUUUUCAUGGGCAUUCUUGUAUUUCUAUGUAAUGUUUGUUCAUGGCAUUUUCAAAUUUUUAUUGUUAUCUCAAUCUGCGGUUUACACCGUUGCAACUAUGUGCGGAGCGUUGCCGAUUGUUGGAAUAUUUUGGUCAAUUUUCCAGUUGAGCCAUGUAAAUGGAAAAAGUAUCUUAAUUUUUGCCCCCGAAUUUUCUGGAGAGUUGAUUUGUUCCAUAAUUGGGUUGCCGAUAAUAUUUUCAGGAUUGGUAAUUUUUUGUAGAAUGAAAUUCAGGGAAUACCGGCCAAGAUUAAUCCACGAUUACAUUUUUCAUUCUGCUUAAAUUUGUGAUUUUUUAGUAUUUUUAUUUGUGAUUGUUUCUUAGUCCUUUAAUUUAAUCCUUUUAUUUAAGACUGAAUUUGUGCCAAAUAUGUAAUACACUUUUUUAAAGCUUUAGCACAGUAGAGAGAAAGCAGUACCUUAGCGGCUUGAGUCCGUGGUUGUAAAACUUGUGGGGAAAGGGGGAAUGCGUCUUUAUCAACGCAUACGGAUCUCUGAUCAGUCAAGGUGAU
Molecule: messenger RNA, 1752 nt
Organism: Brassicogethes aeneus
Lineage: Eukaryota; Metazoa; Arthropoda; Insecta; Coleoptera; Nitidulidae
Source: the annotation of a GenBank genome assembly